This is a messenger RNA of Orussus abietinus, 6071 nucleotides long. RefSeq lists its product as uncharacterized. NCBI's taxonomy places the organism in Eukaryota, Metazoa, Arthropoda, Insecta, Hymenoptera, Orussidae. The record is from RefSeq and is a predicted model, not a curated record. The coding region runs from base 959 to 2191 and encodes 410 amino acids. The transcript is spliced from 3 exons.
UCCUAACCUAAGACUUGGAAGUCACUUGUCAAUCGUUCGCUCGUUCUCCGCGCGUCGCGUUGAUCGUAACCGAAGUCUCGCGCCUGCACAUCCGCGAUAGUCCGCCAUCUUGGAAAUCCUGCGAUAUAUCGACCCGAGUUCGCGAUUCCUACGAGAUUUCGAUCAGCCCCCUCCACCUACAAAAGCGAUGUCACGUGGUGUCCACUUUCGGGGAAUUAAAGAAACCGAGAUGACACGUGAACCCAGAGCCGCCUACUUUCCGGACAGAGAUAUGACAUAACCUCCAUUUCCACGUCCACCUUCAGACCGCUAUAGAUCCCUGUUCAAUAAGACAGAAUAUCCCGCCUCAUAACCUGUAAAAAAUCCCCAGGACGUAUUUAAUUGACGUGUUCUCGUUAAUCCAUGCUAUAAAAUCCAUUUGUCCCCUGAAUAGCCUCAUCCGGCGAUAAUUUAACCUGACACUUCUCCAAUUGUUCAAUCCAUCCUCCGUUAAUUCAUGCCGUAACGCGCGUCAACUACUUCGGACAUCCAUUUUCCGCGUCAGCUCGCAUGUCGGAUCUCCGGAUCCGCAGUUUCCCAUCUCCCUCCCAUCGCGCUCCAUAACCGAGUCCUAAAUAGCUGUCGAGUGUGUCAUCUGUAUCAAGCUUCAGCCCGUGCCCGCGGGAAAAUCGAUUACUCGAUUCCUGGAAGUCUCGGGGAAUUCCCCCUCCCGCGGGCCGCGCUCGGCCUAUAAAAGCGCCCCGCGGAGGUCACGUGACCCGCGAGCGAGGCUAUAAAAGGGACCGGCGCGGUGUCACGUGACGGCACUCGCGAGUCGCCGGCCGACCUGUCGGGAGCGUCGAGCGGAGCUGCGCUGCCCGGCUAGUCCCGACCUAGCCUAACCUAACCUAACCUAACCUAACCUCUGUUCGACGUGGGUGCGUGGCUGGCAGCGGACUUCGACGAAGCGGAUAUCGCCAUGCGGCGAUCUACCGGCGUCAUCGAGGAUCUCUUCGUAGAGGAUACCAUGAUGGAGUGCAGUGGCGACGACGGAGGAGAUCUGGACGACUUCGUGGACCUAGUGACGGACAUUGCAGAUUCCGCGCCGACUAUACGUGAUGCAGCGGAACGACUGCUGACUCUAUUACGAGUGGACGAGGACGAGGACGCGUCAUCGGAGGACGAAGGAGUGGAGGUCGACGUGGAGGACAGCGAGGACGAGGAGGACCUCGAGAAGCCGUCCUUUCUGCACCACUUGGCAGCCUCCCUGGCCCAGGAGUUGAAGUUCUCGAAGCAGACGAGUUCGAAGUUCCACCAGCUCCCAAAUCCCAUCCCCAGCAGCAUAAAAGAAUUAAAAGAGUCGAUUCAAGGCCAUUCCCAGGACCCUGGGCGCGACCAUCAUGGGAGUCGACUCUUCGGCCGUGACCUUGACUCCUCGAUACAAGGACAAAGUCAAGGUCACUUCGAGAACAACCUGUACAAUGAGUCCAAACGGAUGCAGAAUGGGUCCUCGGGACCAGGACUCGUCCAUGAGAGCCGACUCUUCGGCCGUGACCUUGACUCUUCGGCGCAAGGACAAAGUCAAGGUCACUUCGAGAGCAGCCUGUACACUGAGUCCAAACGGAUGCAGAACGAGUCCUCAGGACCAGGACUCGUCCAUGGGAGUCGACUCUUCGGCCGUGACCUUGACUCUUCGGCGCAAGGACAAAGUCAAGGUCACUUCGAGAGCAGCUUGUACACUGAGUCCAAACGGAUGCAGAAUGGAUCCUCGGGACCAGGACUCGUCCAUGGGAGCCGACUCUUCGGCCGUGACCUUGACUCUUCGGCGCAAGGACAAAGCCAAGGUCACUUCGAAAGCAGCCUGUACAAUGAGUCUAAACGGAUGCAGCUCGUCCCCUCGAGGACGGAAGUCCUGGAGAAGAGACUCAGGAUCGAGGAAUUUGGAGAACGGGUUCCUCAGCAGGACUACGCCCAGGAGGAAGAGAGUUCCUGGGGGAUUAGGAGCACCCCAGGAGGUCAGGGACCCUGGGGAAUCAAGAGCGAUGAGAGUGUCCCCAGUUCCUGGGGGGCUGGAUGGAACGCUUGUGCUGCGGAAGCUCUUCGAUAUCUUGUCGAGGAUGAAGGACUUCCGCCUCAUCAUCCCACCGUGGUGGCCAUGAAGAGUCAUCUGGACUCCCAGAGAGAACGAGCUCUGGCUCUACAUACCGUGUAGAGUAAUGAUUUGUUAAGUUUGAGGAGACGAAGAAGUUAGAUCUUGGACCUGGAGAACCGAUAUGGCGGUCUAGGUCGCUCGGUUUAUUCCUGAGGACGAUGUUACGUGCGCUCUUGGUAUGAAACUCUACCUUGGAUUUGUACACGGUCCGAUGGUAGAGGAUGAAGCGUUUGGCGAAUGUUCUUGGCGUGGAAUGCUACCUCUAGUUGUGGUAGAUGGAGCUAAUUAUGAGAGGUAGUUUAUGCCUGAGGACGAUAUGUGAUGUUAUUGGCAUGAAACUCUACCUUGGAUUUGUACACGGUCCGAUGGUAGAGGAUGGAGCGUUUGGUGGGUGUUCUUGGCGUGGAAUGCUACCUCUAAUUGUGGUAGAUAGGGCUAAUUACGAGAGGUAGUUUAUGCCUGAGGACGAUAUGUGAUGUGCGCUCUUGGUGUCAAACUCUACCUUGGAUUUGCACACGGUCUGAUGGCACAGGGUGGAGCGUUUGGUGGAUGUUCUUGGCGUGGAAUGCUACCUCUAGUUGCGGCAGAUGGAGCUAAUUACGAGAGGAAGUUUAUGCCUGACGAUAUGUGAUGUGCGCUCUUGGCGUGAAACUCUACCUUGGAUAUGUACACGGUCCUAUGGUAGAGGAUGGAGCGUUUGGUGGAUGUUCUUGGCGUGGGAUGCUACCUCUAGUUGCGGCAGAUGGAGUUAAUUACGAGAGGUAGUUUAUCCCUGAGGACGAUAUGUGAUGCGCGCUCUUGGUGUCAAACUCUACCUUGGAUAUGUACACGGUCCUAUGGUAGAGGAUGGAGCGUUUGGUGGAUGUUCUUGGCGUGGAAUACUACCUCUAGUUGUGGCAGAUGGAGCUAAUUACGAGAGGCAGUCGUCUUACUUUACUGCGUGCACUUGGCGUGGCACGCUACAGUAGUGGUGGUGUUAUGGGAUUAAUGAGGAGAAAUUCUUGCUUCGUCUUAGUGCGGAGGUUAGGUAGAGCCUCUUGGACUCGUGAAAGGAGAGAGCACCAUUUCUUAUGUUUGUCAUGUAGAGCAAGGAUUUGUUAAGUUUGAGAAGUUGAUAAGACUGGAGUCUGGAAUUGAAGUCGACUUGCCAAUGAAGCUGAAGAAGCGGGGAUGUAGAGUGGGUAUGCUCUUGGCGAGGAACUCUACCGCGGAUGUUAAUUCGAUCUGGUGGAUGGAAAAUCUUCGAUAUGUGUACUUGGUGUGGGAUAAUGCCUGAUGAUGCCGGUUCAUGAUUAACUGACCAGCAUUAGAUUUACGUCAUUUUGACGUGGUUUACGUGAAAAAAAAACUAAGGUUAUUAAUCAAAUCAAGGGGGAUGUUUAUUUAACUUCAUACACCGUGAGAAGUGAAGCUUACUUCACUCUGAGAAGAUGAAGUAGGGCUGUUUUGAAGUGACGAAUCAUCAUGAUGACGUAGUUGAGGAUAUGAAAGAUGUCUGGGAAGUUGUGAUCUUGGCGAGAGACUCUGCUUUGGAUUUUAAGACGUAAAGAUGUGCGGAUUACGUAUCGUUUGGGAGUUGUACUUGGUGUGGGACUCUGCAGUGCCUGGAAUCAACGACGAGAUUUUUUCUCGCCAUUUCACCAGGAUGACUAUAAUGUUUGUCAUCAACUUACCACAAUGACUAUCAGCUUGCAAAGGAAAGGUGUUUUAGCUCAAUAUGUUAUUUACAAUAUGGACUGUUUAAAUUUUGAAGUUGCCCACAACCUACUUCAAAAUGGCGGUGUAAAUCUAUUAUCGGGAUUUUGAGCACGCAAGAAGUCGAGGUCACUUUGUAGGUGAUAAUCGGAGGACAUUUUGGGGGUGCGACACGUGUACUUGGCGUGGUGCUCUACCGUGUCCAUUUACGGAAAAUUGAUCUUUUAGCUAGUACUUGGCGCGAAACGCUGACGCGUGAUGAGACUGAAUAGAAAAUGCGAACUGAAUCUGUCUUCUGAUGGGUGUACUUGGCGCGAAACGCUACCGUUUCUUUUGGUGUUAAGCAAACGUCGGGUAUAUGCAUCGGUGAUUGUACUUUUAUUUGGUGCGAGACACGUUUCUUAAUGAAAAUCCAAUAGAAGCAAAUUUCGGUGCGUGUACUUGGUGCGAGACUCUACGUCUCUUAAUUGAAAUUAGCAGAUGGCCGAUGAGUGUCCUGGAAUGUGCCUCACGUGUAUGUUCCUGGCGCGAGAUGUAGCCGCAACUUUUAAUGAAACUUCUUGACCAGCAACGGAUAGAAUUUGCAUUAAAUUCGUAGGACAUUUUUUCAAAAUUUCUUGGCCCCUCAAAUUUAGAAAGAAUUUUCCAAAUUCAAAUUAGUGAUAUGAACAAAGGACUAAUCAAAAUUUUGGAAAUUUAACCGCAUAGUCUCAUUUCUUAAUUACUGAUCAACAACGAAUUGAUUUUGCGCGAGGAAAUUGUACAAAAUUCGUAGGACACGUUUUCAAAAUUUUUUGGCCGUUCAAAUUUUGAAGGAAUUUUCAAAACUGACAGAAAUGAACAAGGGACUAAUCAAAAUUUUGGAAAUUUAACCGCAUAGUCUCAUUUCUUAAUUACUGAUCUGCAACGAAUCGAUUUUGCACGAGGAAAUUGCAAAAAAUUCGUAGGACAUGUUUUCAAAAUUUUUGGGCCGCUUAAAUUUUGAAGGAAUAUUCCGAAUUCAAACUAAUGAGAUUAACAAAAACACUAAUCAAAAUUUUGGAAAUUCAGGAGUACAGUUUCAUUUCUCAAUUAAUUUCAGAUCUGCAUGAGCGAGCUGGAAUUCUUAAGAUACAUUGUACAUAAUAAACAAAUGAUAUAUACCGAAAUAAAUGGCGGAAAAGUUCACAAAAAAAGUUAUAACAAUCUGAAUAAGUCGUAUUUUGCGUUGAAAAGAAAAAAAUUAUUCACAAUCAAUUCGAGCGAAUAAUUGACAAAUGUGAAUUAAUCGAGAUGGUCCAAGAUUGACUUUGACCCUUUUAUGGAUUAAUAAAUGAAUAAUUCCCUAAUUAUCUAAUAUUUUUUUUUUAAAUACAAGAAAUCUUGUAUAUGUGAAUAUUUAAUGUUACAAUAAUUAUUCGCUUGAAUGAUUAGUGAAUGAAAUUGAUAAAUGUUGAAGUCAAUGCCGAUGCGAGGAAGUGGAUCUUGAUUAAUGAUUGAUCUUGCUUCCAUCAUUUACACUUGCACAUCAUCUAUCAUAAUAAUAUUGCUAUUGUCCCAGUAAUAAUCUUAAAUAUCGAUUGAGUAAUAAUUGACAAUUAUUUAUUCGCAGUAAGCCGGAAAUUGUUCGUAGGGCGGGUUUAAAAUAUCUCGAAAGUUGAAUUUCUUUAGACCUUAAUGGAAAUUCGAAAAUGUAAAUUUUGCUCGAAUUGAAAAGUUCUUUUGCAAAUAUUUUUCGGAAAAGACGUCGACGAAAACUCGUGCUUUCCGGUGGGGAUUGCGUGAAUUAUGCGUAUUCCUUUACCAGACCUUGUAUAUAUGUAUAAUAACCGUUUUAACUUAUACCGAGAACCAUUAUUACUUUUACAUUAAUUGUAGAUAACAUUGCUCGAUAAUAAAUUAAUACUGACGUAUAUCAAUAUUAAUUUAUGCCCACGUUUUUCAUCGUCGAAUUGCCCAAGAACCUAAUAUCCAUUCCAUUCCUUCCUUGUCAGAUAAUUUUUAAACAAUCUUGGGUUAAAACCGUACAUUUUCAACCACAUUUAUUUACAGCGCGAUUAAUUAAUCGCAUACAUUAAUUGAUCGUGUUGUAUUGAACAUUUGAUAUAUCGAUAUUGAUGUUUAACACAUGUUCAAUCUAAUUUAGGUUUCCCUCAUAAUUGUGCAAUUUUUAGGUUGAUGUUCGAUUAACUAAAGCUAAACGAUCGAAUUUCGCUGGUUAACUUCAGGUGCUAACCUAAGAAGUAAAGUUCUUUGGUUAAGAAUU